Messenger RNA from Eimeria maxima, 988 nucleotides. RefSeq lists its product as hypothetical. The transcript has a single exon. The annotation marks the transcript as partial. Gene Ontology annotation, cellular component: vesicle; cytoplasm; actin cytoskeleton. NCBI's taxonomy places the organism in Eukaryota, Apicomplexa, Conoidasida, Eucoccidiorida, Eimeriidae. The record is from RefSeq and is a predicted model, not a curated record. Gene Ontology annotation, molecular function: actin filament binding; microfilament motor activity; ATP binding. Gene Ontology annotation, biological process: vesicle transport along actin filament; actin filament organization.
AUGGUGACGCCGCCUGGGGCGGUCGCGGAGUCCAAGGGAACCCUCGGCGGCGGCUCACAUGCAUUGCCAAGUGCAGACAUUCACGUUGGUGCUUUAGCGUGGAUUCAGAACGAAGACUAUGGUUUCUCAACAGUGAAUGUAUCAUAUGUGGACUCAAGUACCAGACGGGCUUUUGUGGAGGUUCAUCCCGAGGAUGCCCGGAGCGCGGCUGCGGCAGAGGCAGCCGCUUUAGUGGUCAGAGAGGCCACCUCUCGUGUUAUUACCCCUACAACCGUUGCGGCAGACCCAUCUGUUGGUGGAGAUGGCAUGCUGGGGCAGCACCACAAUCCUUCACAUCUCUGCACUUCACAAAGUGGAGAUACAGGCAGGCACGAGCGCCAAAGCGUUUCAUACGUGCUCAAAUCGAAAAAUUCUGCCGAAGAACCUGGAUUCGACUAUGAAGUUCCAAAUACGGAUCAAGAGCAAACACAGCACGUUCUUGCACAAGAAUGUACAGAUCCCCGCGUCACUGGACCCCAAGCUGUUGACGCAGACACUCCGCAACGGUUUUCCAGCGAAAAAGUCCCCAAUUUUUUGAGCCCCUCCUGCUCAGCAGCGCAGAUAGAGCGCCAAGCGGCAGACGCAGCUGAGACUGCUGCUGCUCAUGUCAGCUCAAGUUUCAUAUCCAAACCACCUUUUGAAGUACCAGUAAACCAGCUGUGGCCGUAUAGUGCACCACCACUGCCGCCCCACCCCAUGCCAGAUGACACCGCCUGCUGCGGAACCUUAUCUGCCGCAGCUCUCCUUCAGCUGUUACAGCAUCGGUACCUUCGUGACGAUAUUUACACCUACGCAGCAAACGUCUUACUGGCAAUGAACCCCUACAAGCCGUUGCCUCACUUGUACUCAACACAGCAGGUAUCCCUAUAUCGGCACUGGAGGGAGGUCGCCAGGAUAUAUCGACGUCAGCUGAACGAAGACCAAAGCUCAUCGGCAGGGGAACCGCCCC